AUUUUUUUUUGCUCUCAUCCAUUCUAAUUUGUAUGUUCUCUUUUCUCGGGCUGCUGAAAAACGCAUGCGCUGGCCACAACUACUGCAACAACAACAACAACAACAACAACAAAACCAACAACACUAGCAACAGCAACAGCAACAACAACAAGAACAACGGCAACAGCGCGAGAAGUGUAUUUCAUUCAAUAGGAAAAUCUCAUCGAAAGGUGGUGGAAAAAUCAGGCGACCCGAACGCGAGCACGCGAAGCCGAAGGCGAAUCCGAAUACGAACGCCAACACAAUCGCGAGCGACGACGUGCAUUGCGCAAACUGCGAGCACGAGCCAACAAACAACAAAAAAAAAUACUAAAACGACGAGCAAAGGAGAAGAGUAAGGAACAAAAGGAGGAAAAACAGAAAAACAAGAAAAAAAUUUAUCGAAGGGUGUGUGUGAGUGUUUCGUGUUCAUUACGAAAUUGUUGUUGGGCCCAAAACUCACCACCGGGGCGCAAAAAGAGGGUGGAGUUGCCCUCAGUGUGCGAGCGUGCGAGCGUGUGACAUUGUGAGCGCAGUCAGCCAGCCCCCUAAAUUGCUUGGUGAAAAUUGCUGGCGGCCCGGUUUUUGGCCCAGCAGUCAGUUGCCACAGUCGUCCAAUCGCCCAGUUGCCUGUCGCCAGUCGCUAGUCGUAUUUCGAGCUGUGCUGCUCAAAAAGCGCCUGCUGCCAACAAAACUUAUAGGAACAAGCAAAAAGGAAAAAAAUACACAAAAAAAAAAAACACAAAAAAUAGCAACAACAAAUACGCGUCUUUAACUUGCCCUCAUCCAUUUAUUCCAAACCUGGGCAGGGUGCAGUUUUUCCAAAUUUUUGCCCGUGCGUCGCGUGUGAUAUUCGUGUGUGUGUCUCAUUGUUUUAUGAAUGGCAUAAGCAUAGAAGGAAAAUUCAAAUAAAGAGAAAAGAGAGAAAUUUACAAACAAACCAGCAAGCCGAAAAUAAGAAUUAAGAAGCUGCAAGAAAUAAGUGAAUUCCACUCCGCCAUCUUCAACUUGUCAUCCCUCAGCGUAACCACAGUUCAGUUCAGUUCGGUUCGGUUCAGUUCAGUGCAGCAUCCAGCGACGAUUCCAACCUCACUUUUGUGCCGCUAAGAUACACUUUCAAAUUCAACAGCUUGCUAGCUAAGCGUGACACAUAUUUUCACUUACUCGCACACGAGAACACGGGGAGACUCCUGCUCCUGUUCCAUUUACUGAUCAAACUGGUUUAACCAGGUUUUUUUUGGAGCAACUACAGUCGUUAGCAAUAUGAAAAUGGAAAAACGCUCCACGGCGACAGCAACAUUUUUAACAAACUACCGUGAAAUUUAAAUAUAUUAUACAUUUAAAAUAUAUGUAUAAUUCCCAAUUUGAUAAUUAAGUACUGCGGCUGAUGAGCAAAGGUGUUCCACGGAAACAACAGCAACAACAGAAAACUUCCCAAAACAAAAAAAAAGAAAAGAAAUAAAAUUAAAUUAAAUACACUUCCAUAAAAGACAUUAGAAGACAAGCGAAACUUGUAACAAUAACGCAUUAAUUUUAGUUGGAAAUAAGAAGAAAAGAAAGCGCACAUCGCAAAUGAUCAAACUGCUUCCUAAUUAAUAUUAAACGCAAGGGAUAACACAAGGGUAACAAAUACACACAAAAUCGCAUACACAAAAAACAAGAUAAAAGCAACGAACAUGUCACACGCCGUCGCCAAGAAAACAGAAACGGAAAACUGCAUCGGCAGCAGCAGCAGCAGCAGCAACCUCAAACAGUCGCCACAGCCUGCGCAGCAACCGCACAGCAGCAGCAGCAAUAGCAACAGCAACAACACCAACACCAACAACAGCCAUAACAACAGCAACGGCGAUGCUGGGUUCACUCUACUGAACGGUAACCACUCGUCGCAUCAGCGAAGCAACGGACUCACGCAUGCAGCGGCAGCUGCUGUGGCUGCCAGCUAUGCCAGCGGAGGCAGCGCCAAUGGCAUCGGAAGUGGUUCCGGCAAUAGCGGAAUGUCGUCGGUAGGUGGCGCUAGUGCAACAGCAGCUGGCAUCAAUGCGGCUCUGCUGAACGCUGCGCCGGCCACAGCGCUGCCCAGCAAUGGGGGAUUGCAGUCGCCCUAUGAACGCUACAGAGCCGACGAUACCAGUUAUGUGCCCAUCGGACAAUUCUAUGCGGGACGCAGUGUAUUCAUUACAGGCGGCACUGGCUUUAUGGGCAAGGUGCUGGUUGAGAAACUGCUACGUUCAUGUCCAGAUAUAAGGAAUAUAUAUCUUUUGAUACGGCCGAAACGCGGUCAAGAGGUCUCGGCGCGACUUACGGAACUCCUAAAUGCACCGCUUUUUGAAUCGUUGCGUCGAGAGAAGCCCAAGGAAUUAAGCAAAGUUAUACCGAUUUCAGGCGAUAUUACAUCCGAGGAACUGGGUAUCUCUGAGAGCGAUCAGACGCUACUCUGUCGCAAUGUUUCCGUUGUAUUUCAUUCAGCUGCCACUGUUAAAUUCGACGAGAAACUGAAACUGUCUGUCACAAUCAAUAUGUUAGGCACGAAACGUUUGGUUGAGCUCUGCCAUCGCAUGAUGUCCCUAGACGCUUUGAUUCACGUAUCCACUGCCUAUUGCAAUUGCGAUAGAACCGAUGUAUCGGAGGUUAUCUAUGCACCACCUUAUAAUCCCGACGAUAUAAUCUCAUUAAUCAACUGGCUUCCGGAAGAUAUACUCGAUCAGCUGACACCGCGUCUUAUUGGCAAACGUCCCAAUACCUACACUUUUACAAAAGCCUUAGCGGAGCAUAUGUUACUUAAGGAGGCUGGGAAUCUGCCCGUUGCCAUUGUGAGGCCCUCAAUUGUGACUGCCAGUCUGAAUGAGCCGUUCGCCGGUUGGGUGGAUAACUUUAAUGGGCCAACGGGUCUAGUCUCUGCGCUGGCCAAGGGCAUGUUCCGGACAAUGAUGUGCGAGAAGAACUAUGUGGCCGAUAUGGUACCUGUCGAUAUUGUGAUUAAUCUAAUGAUUGCCGCCGCAUGGCGUACAGCGACGCGUAAAUCCAAUAAUUUACUCAUAUACAAUUGUUGUACCGGUCAACGUAAUCCCAUCAUAUGGUCUGAGUUUGUCAAAUUUGCAAUGUCCAGUGUUCGCAAACAUCCCUUGGAGGGUUGCCUGUGGUAUCCAACUGGAGACCUGCGCAUGAAUCGUCCAAUGAACACGCUGAAUUGUUUACUAAAACACUUUCUACCGGCCUACAUACUGGAUGGAGUGGCGCGCAUAAUGGGCAAGAAGCCAUUUGUUGUCAACGUACAAAACAAAAUUGCCAAAGCUGUUGAAUGCUUAGAAUAUUUUGCAACACGUCAAUGGCGCUUCAAGGAUGACAAUGUCCAUGGACUGCUGCAUACACUCAGUCCCAAGGAUCGUGAAAUAUUCAUCUUCGAUGUGCGCAACAUCAACUGGGACAAGUAUGUGGAGCGCUAUGUUUUGGGCUUCAGGGAGUUUCUGUUCAAGCAGCGCCCUGAAUCGUUGCCCGCCAGCAGAAAGCGUAUGGUCAGGCUAUACUAUCUGCAUCAGCUGGUUAAAGUGGUUGCUGUGCUGCUCACCUGGCGCUUCCUGAUGUCACGUUCGAAGCGUCUGAAUGAUAUGUGGAGCGCAUUUCUGGAAAACGCGCUGAAGAUAGCGCGCUUGAUACCAUUUUUGUAAUAAUUCGGCACCUGUUCUGGUGACCGAGACAAAGCAGCAAAAAUCUUGUCUGGUGAUGUUCUUCUUUGCAAUUUCUAAAUGCUUUAAACAUGGCAUACAUUUUAGAGGUUUUUAGCAAUUAAUUAUAAUCAUAUUUUUAUAUAUGUUAAAACGAGUAAACAAAUACCACAAAAACAACAACAAUCGGGUGAAUAAAAUGGCAUUCACAGGCACUCACAAAUAGGACACACACACGCACACACACAUACCAAGAAACUCAUACACCACAUACAAAUACAAACACAAAUAAACAUGAACACAAACACACAAAAUGCAGCUGCAGUGCCAGCAGUACCUGUCCGCUGUCAGGUGUGACGCAAAUUGUGCAAUUUUUGAGAUACUUUUAUGCCUCUCAUGGGUGUCGGUUCUCUCAUUGGCGAGUUGAAGGCGUACUUUUUGUAAAUUUUGUGCAGUCAACUAAGUAAAAAUAAAAAUAAUAUUAAUACAAAAAAUACAAGUAAAACUAACAAUAUAAAUUAAAACUAAAAACGAAAAUAUAACUAAUAACUUAUUAAAUGGUAUAUAGAUUACUUAUAUACAUAAUAAUAUUUCCACCUUCGCGUAAACAAACAACAAGUUCAUAUGUCAAAAAAACAAAAGAAUAAAAACCAAAAAAACUACAAAACUAUACUUGGGAAGGAGAUAAAUUCAUCUAUCUAUUACGGAUUAUGGAUUAUAAACAUACUAUGUCAAAGAUAAUGAAGUAAUUUGCAGUAAUUAGUAAAACCGAAAACAAGUUUGCAAAAGAAACAAAACAAAUAUAUAUAUACAAAACAUAAAACUAUUUAACAAAAAAGUAAAAGAAAAAAAAUUUAUAAAAAUGGCUUGUUAUUGCUUUAAAUUACAUGAACGUAACGUAAACUAUGCUAAUUAAUUAAUUAUAAAUAUUAUUACUAGUUUUAACAUUUUUACAAUUACAAUUAAGUUUUCAAUUUAUAUAUUACAAAGAAACAAAAAAAAUAAACAAAACAAAUCCAGAAUUAUAUACAAAAUGAGGAACAGAAAUGAAAUUAAUUCAAGUGGAGAAUAAAAAAAAAACAAAAUUUGAAGUUUAUAAAUAUACAAAAUUAAAUUUAUGUAUAUGUAUAUUAUAACAAA
Messenger RNA from Drosophila nasuta, 4820 nucleotides. RefSeq names its product putative fatty acyl-CoA reductase CG5065. Gene Ontology annotation, molecular function: alcohol-forming very long-chain fatty acyl-CoA reductase (NADP+) activity. Gene Ontology annotation, biological process: long-chain fatty-acyl-CoA metabolic process. Gene Ontology annotation, cellular component: peroxisome. The record is from RefSeq and is a predicted model, not a curated record. NCBI's taxonomy places the organism in Eukaryota, Metazoa, Arthropoda, Insecta, Diptera, Drosophilidae. Bases 1695 to 3683 code for a protein of 662 amino acids. The transcript is spliced from 11 exons.